GAACAUCCAGACAUGAUGCAAACAGGCCCAGAGAGUAGAGAUUAAUAUGUUAUAGGAAAUAUUUUCCUUAAAAUCAUUUCCACUUCCAAAAAGGCAUGAAGAGGUAACCGGAACUGAGGUUUUAUCUCCUAAGCUUCUUCCUGACCUUACUGGCCUGAAUUUGAUUCAUAUCAGAACUCUCCCACCAUCUAACAGUGGGGUAUUGGUAGUGGGUGUGGUGUUUUGGUGGUCACUUCUGUUCUUUAGAUGAUGUGAGUAAGGCCUUCAGAGCUGGAUUCUUCAAGAACCUGCUCUCUCUUCCUGUCUGUUCCCAGAAUGAGCCAAUGCUGCACUCUGCAGCAGGUGGCACUGUUGGCUGUGUUCAGAGGUGAGCUUUCCUUCAAAAGUAACAUCCCUAAUCCUCUCUUGUUUGCCAGUGGUCACUUUGGCUCCAGUGCAUCCUGACAGUUCCUUCUACUUCCAGAGACAUAAAUUGGAUUAGGCUCUUGUUGACUUCUAAUGGAAAAGCAUCUUAACAUCUAAAAACUAAACAACUUGGCAUGUUAAAACAAUUUUUGUUUGACAGACACAGCAACCUGAAUCAGAGAAUCACAGAACUGUUUGUGUUGAGAGGGACUUAAAAGAGCUUAUAGUUCUGACUCCCUGUCAGGGAAUGUCUGUGUAAGACAGUUAAGAAACUGCUAAGUUAGGUAAAUCCUCCAGGUUAUGCUUAAGUCUAGAACAGUUAAACUGGCAAGGUUUCAGGUAGAAUCAAUAGCAAAUUUAAAAUGAAAAUUUAAUAUCCACGAGGUCAGUAUUUAUUUUGAUUUUUGCACAUUUAGAUUGAGAGCACAGUAAACAUAGGUAUACAUACAUGCAUGAUGACAUCACAUCUUCUCCCCAAAUGAUGUACUUCUGAAUACCAGCCAGCCAUGAUGGUAUUUAAGAGAAUUUCAUCACUUGCACAGGUACUGUCUUUCUGAAUUUUCAUUUAGGCUUCAGUACUUCAUAUUUCUCUGGAAAUAGACUUGGGUCUGUCUUUGAAAGAGAAUUAUGUCUGGAUACACUUGUUUAUUGCAGAGAAAGAAGCAAGACCGUAAUGUAAUUAUACCAAACCAGAAAUCCCCUUGAGAAAUGUGAUAGCUCAGAUGUAAAAGCUGUAUAUAUGUAGAGAGAACUGUGGGGAAAGUAGAAGUAAAGUACAGGGGUGCUAAGUUGUAGUCAGUGUAUUGGAGAGUAAUGGAAAAGUUCAUACAGCAACAACAAAAAGUCUGAAGGAAACUUCUCACAUCUGAGGUGCCGAGAAGCCCUAAAGUCCUGUGAAAUGUGCCAGAACUACUGUAAAGCACUAAACUCCUUCAGCUCUUCUAAACCUCUUUUCAGCACCUCUGAGCUCUCCUAAACUGAUCGAAAGCUGCUCUGUGUUGCUGUAAGCAGCACUAAUAUGUCUUUAAAUGCAUCUAAAUGCCUCUAAAUCUCUACUGUACAACUCUCAACUCCAGCAGGCAGCUUUAAAAUUCCUCUGAGGAGCUCCAAGCAGGUCUGAAACCCUUUAAUGCCAAUCUGUGACUCCUACAGGGUUCUAAGUAGCUCUAAACCUCUCCAGGCUACUGUAAAGCUUCUCUCCUGUGCUGUCAACACCAUGAGGUAGCACUAAAACUUCAUUAAAAUAAUCAGGAAAUCUUGAGGACUUCAUCUAAAUGGCUCUGUAGAGCACUGGAUCGUCUGUGAACUUCCAGAAAUACACUGGUGCUUUGGGGUGGUGGCAGAGGUUGCAAGAGAUGGAAUUACUGAGCCUGGAGAAAGAGAAAUUACCUGUGGGAAUGGAAGAGUGUAGAGAAAGGGGGUUUCUGGAAGAUGAAGAUGAUCCUCUAAGAAAAGGGAAAUAUAUGUGCUUUGUAAGGAGCUGUUAAUAAGGCAAAACCUCAGAGAGUGAUCUCUGCAUGCAAACAACCCACGGUGAGCAUAUUUUGGGGUGGGGGAGGAAUUCCACAGCCCCAAACUCUUGAGGUUAUUAUGUGUAUCCAUGGAAAAUGUGCUCCAUUUGCCUUUCUCACACAGGGACAUGGAUCUGUCCGUGUGUCCCAGAACAGGGACACUGCCCUAUUAUUGGGAGUGCUUCCAGCACCUCAGCAGGGCUGUGAGGACAUUAGCUCAAUGGCACCCCGAAAGAAGUUAAAGGGUCUCGUAGCUGCUACCAUCACUCCAAUGACUCCGGAUGGAAAAAUUAACCUCCCGGUGAUUCAUCAGUACGUGGAUUAUCUGGUAAAUGAGCAGAAUGUGAAGAAUGUUUUUGUGAAUGGCACAACAGGAGAAGGCCUAUCCCUUAGCAUCCAGGAGAGGAAGCAGUUGGCAGAAGAAUGGAUGUGCCAGGGAAAAGACAAACUGGACCAUGUGAUCAUUCAUGUGGGAGCACUGAAUCUGCCAGAGUGCCAAGAGCUGGCAAGACAUGCAGCAGCCAUAGGUGCUGAUGGCAUUGCUGUCAUAGCCCCCUUCUUCUUCAAACCCACAAACAAAGAUGAGCUGGUUGCUUUCUUACAGAAGGUUGCAUCUGAAGCCCCUGAGGUGCCAUUUUAUUACUAUCACAUUCCUCCUCUGACGGGUGUGAAGGUUCGUGUGGAAGAGUUGCUGGAUGGGAUAAAAGCACAGAUCCCCACCUUCCAGGGUGUGAAGUUCAGUGACACAGACCUCUUGGACCUGGCACAGUGCAUACACAAGAAUGAAACAGGGGAGUUUGAAUUUCUUUAUGGGGUGGAUGAGCAACUGUUGAGUGCACUGGCACUAGGGGUAAAUGGAGCAGUUGGAAGUACAUACAACUAUUUGGGCCGACAAACCAAUCUGAUGUUGCAAGCCUUUGCAAAGCCAGACUUUGCCUUGGCACAGCAGUAUCAGUUUCUCACUGGGGAAUUUCUCAACUUUGUCAUCAAACUGGGUUUUGGUGUUGCACAGACUAAAGCUGUAAUGACCUCUGUUUCUGGCAUUCCCAUGGGACCUCCACGGCUUCCUCUUGUUGCUGCCUCCAGUGAGUUCAUCAUCAAGGCCAAAGCCAAGCUGGACAGCAUUGUGUGGCCAAAUGGUGACUGAUCAUGGAAUCAUUACACUGAGAAAGACCUCUGAGAUCAUCAGGUGCAACCAUUAACCUGACACUCCUGAGUCCACCACUGAGCCACAUCCUCAAGUGCCAUGUCUGUGAUGUUGUUCCCUUCCAUGUCCAUCUGGAGGUUUCUUUUCUGGGAUUCUCUGCCAUGUUACACAUCCCCUCCAAGAUGGGCAGGAUUUCUUUCAGGGAACCAGCAAUGUGCCCAAGCCCCUUCCUGUUAGGGCUGGCUUUGCUGGGACACAUUAGUCUGACAUUUUACACUGCUCCCCUGGAGCUCUGCACGUUCCAGGACUGACUGGGAUUGUUUAAUAAAAAAAAAAAGGCAAUUUUUUUCCCCAGUAGGAGGAGAGGGCUGGUGACUUUUGCCUAGAAAGGAAGAAGACCUGUCUCUACCCCCUCUCAGCUGGAUGGUGUUUUGUCCUCUCCAUGAGGACACUACAUUGUGGGUUUAAAAAACAGUAUGACACCAUCAUUGCUCAGGCUGGUUUCUGUUCAGCAGAGUCACUGGGACAUUGUCUGUGCAUGUAAAAUCCUGCUUCUAUCUGAUCUCUGUUUAUAUACCCUAAUGCAAAAUUAAAAUUGUGACAGCAAGUUUUGGAUCACUAAUAA
Molecule: messenger RNA, 3688 nt
Organism: Serinus canaria (Common canary)
Lineage: Eukaryota; Metazoa; Chordata; Aves; Passeriformes; Fringillidae
Gene: NPL
Product: N-acetylneuraminate pyruvate lyase
Exons: 12
Coding region: 1996-3063 (355 amino acids)
Biological process (GO): N-acetylneuraminate catabolic process
Molecular function (GO): 4-hydroxy-tetrahydrodipicolinate synthase activity; N-acetylneuraminate lyase activity
Source: RefSeq, a predicted model, not a curated record